Molecule: messenger RNA, 966 nt
Organism: Suncus etruscus (white-toothed pygmy shrew)
Lineage: Eukaryota; Metazoa; Chordata; Mammalia; Eulipotyphla; Soricidae
Gene: GPR55
Product: G protein-coupled receptor 55
Exons: 1
Coding region: 1-966 (321 amino acids)
Biological process (GO): phospholipase C-activating G protein-coupled receptor signaling pathway; positive regulation of Rho protein signal transduction
Cellular component (GO): membrane
Molecular function (GO): G protein-coupled receptor activity
Source: RefSeq, a predicted model, not a curated record
AUGAGCCAGCUGGGGCAGGACGUGGAGUGGUGCUCCUUCGACGAAGUGGACAAGAUCACCAACACGUUGCAGAUGGUUGUCCAUAUCCCCACUUUUUUCCUGGGCCUCCUCCUCAACCUGCUGGCCAUCCGGCGUUUUGGCGCCUUCCUGAAGACAGGGUGGUCGGGCCACAUGGCCACAGCCACCUACAUGAUCAACCUGGCUGUCUUUGACCUGCUGCUGGUGCUGUCACUGCCCUUCAAGAUUGUGCUCUCCUACAAGAAAUGGCCCUUUUCGGAUCUGUGCACGCUGGUGGAGAGUCUCUACUUCGUCAGCAUGUACGGCAGCAUCUUCACCAUCUGCUUCAUCAGCGUUGAUCGCUUCCUGGCCAUCCAGUUCCCGCUCCUGGCCAGGUCCCUGCGCUCUGCCCGGAUGACACUGGGGGUUUGCUGCGGUAUCUGGGUGCUGGUGUGGGUGGGCAGCAUCCCCGUGUACAGCUUCCACAGAGAGAAUGAAGAGUUCCGCUGUUUCCACAAUCUGUCCAACAGCACCUGGACGGCCAGUGUGGUCCUCCCUCUCGAGCUGUUUGGCUUUCUCCUUCCCCUGGGUGUGAUGACCUUCUGCUCCUUCAAGAUCAUCCUUGUCCUGAUCAGCCGCCUGGACCGCAUCCAGAACUGGGCUCAGCAGCGAGCCUGCAUCUGGACCGUGGUGACCAGUCUGGCUAUCUUUGUGGUCUCCUUCCUGCCAGUGCACUUGGGCUUGUUCCUGCAGUUCCUGGUACACAGUGGCGUGAUUGUGGAGUGCAAAGUGAGGCAGAACAUCAGCCUGUUUCUGCAGCUGUCCCAGUGCUUCUCAAACAUCAACUGCUGCCUGGAUGUUUUCUGCUACUAUUUUGUCAUCAGAGAGUUCCGCAUGGGUCUCGUGGCCCACCAGCCUUCCCAGGUCCGGCUGGUCCUCCAGGACACUGCGAUCAGCCCCCAGGCCUGA